Molecule: messenger RNA, 780 nt
Organism: Gongylonema pulchrum
Lineage: Eukaryota; Metazoa; Nematoda; Chromadorea; Rhabditida; Gongylonematidae
Source: the annotation of a GenBank genome assembly
AUGGCUGACCGAUGUCGACCGCGUGCAAAUUCUGCUAAAAGCGCUGGGCCACAAGAAUAUGCUCAACUCCGAGGUCAAACAUCCCCUGCCACCCCGGAAAGCAAGAUUUAUACUGAACUGGUUGUACUAUUGAAGGAAACUUUUGACCCAACUAAGUCAAUCUACAGACGACGACAUGAUAUUCUGAUGACCCGACUUCCUUCUGAAAGACCAACUGAAGAAAUUGUCAACCUAGCCAAUCUUCGCGGCGAUGAGUUUUCAUUCGGAGACCUUACUCUUGACACUUUCAAAAUAUUUCUGAUGCUGCUAUUUUGUUCUGACCUCUUCUACAAAAAUAUUCGUACUGUUAUUCUAAAGGCUGUUGACGACGAUAAACCUGAUAUUACUACUGAAGAAAUUAGAUGUCUUCUGAAACGAUACGAAACCCGAACGGUUGAUGCUGAAAUCGACAGUAAUUCUGCGGCAGUUAAAGAAGAAAUUUCUGCCACCCAAGUGAACCUCGUCAGGAAAAAGAAACCUGUACAGAAACUCAAUUUCCACGCCAACUCUUCUCCUUCCGCUAAGGAACCCCGAGGAGAAUGUUAUGGCUGUAACGGUAACCAUCUGCGUUCUAUAUGCAAGUUCCGGACCGCCAAAUGCCACAACUGCCAGAAAGUUGGUCAUAUUGCAUCCGUUUGCCGAUCGAUAAAGUCCAAGCCACAUCUUCAUUCCGUGCUCGUUAAUUGCGUCCUUAGUGGAGUUGACCUUACUAAGGGAGAACAUUCGUUACUGCUUCUGUGA